Molecule: messenger RNA, 1383 nt
Organism: Calidris pugnax (ruff)
Lineage: Eukaryota; Metazoa; Chordata; Aves; Charadriiformes; Scolopacidae
Product: inositol 1,4,5-trisphosphate receptor-interacting protein-like 1
Exons: 3
Coding region: 1-1383 (460 amino acids)
Cellular component (GO): membrane
Source: RefSeq, a predicted model, not a curated record
AUGUGUCCAGAAGACAUCCCCUUAGAUUUCCAUUACAAAGCCACCUCCAUGCCUUUCCAACCUCCAGGGACGCGUCACAAUGGGGGCGGCUUUAUAAAGGGCGCCAGCAGGCAGCUGCCCCAGUACGGCCUGGGCCACCGGCGAGUGCGCUUCAAGGCCAUGGCUUUGACGACGGUCCGCAUCUUGCUUCUGCUGAGCUUCUUCCUGCGCCUGCCGAUGGUCGGCAAAGAGCUGGAGGAGGCCACGCACGAGCACAUGUGGCUCCGGGAGGAGCAUCUCAAUCAGGAGAUGACUCAGCUGAUGGAGGAGCUGGAGCAGAGCACCUCUGCCCCGGGAGCCCUGCUCUUGGCUGCCUUGCAGCACUGGCAGUUCUGGGCGGUCGCUGGAGUCCUAGUGCUGCUCCUUGGGCUCUGCUGGUGGCUGAGGAAAAGGAGCCAGCAGCCAGAGAGCAGCUGGGAAGAGGAGAUCACCUCCUGCGGCAGCCGAGAGGACGAGGAAGAAGCAGGCGAAGGAGAGGACUCUGACGAUGAGGGGCGUCUGGUCAGGAUUUUGGCAAAGCGCGUCCGUGGGGCAAUGAAGAGCGUGGCCUACAAGCGCCGGGUGGCGGAAGAUCUGGUGAGCGACCUCCUUGGCGUCUUCCAAGCGCGCUUGGCCAACAGUUUCUUCCCCGUGCUGGAGCCAGCCAUCGGGGUGGGCAGCGCCUUUGAAGGUUGGAAUCCCCGGGGGCAUGAUGCGGUCUACCGCCUGCUUGUGCCCCUGAAGCCUCCCCGUGGGCACACCUUCCAUCUGGAGCAGGCCUCUGCGGAGAAGAUGCCGGCAAAGAACCGCAUCCGCGUUCAGCUCCAAUGCACCUGCACGAGGGGCCAAGGGGUGGGGAACAUGCUCUGCUUCGUGCACCAGCCCGAGGAGGCGCUGAGGACAAAUCAGGAUUCCAACCUCCUAAACGACCUCUGCACCAGCGCUGCACGUCCAGGCUUCUACCUGGACGUGCAGAAAAUUGCCCGCUGGUUCCAGACCUUGGUGAGCUCAGCCUGGGGGGAGAUGGCUCAGUGGCAUCACUACAGCAUGAAGGUGCUGCCUUCCCGCCGCUCCUGCAAGCUGCAGCUGACGAAUGCCUGCGGGAGAUCCCUCUUUGUGGAGCUGAUGUUCGGGGUGCAGCAAGGCGACUCGGACAUCUUCCUGAGCAGCCAGGUUGCAGAGCACCCCGGCUGCUUCAUCCCGGGCACAACGUGGGCAGAGAGCUAUGCCGUGGCCGAGGCCAGCUGGGUCACUCUGGGACACAGGGGUGUGUGCCUGCAUCUUGGUGGCACCUGGAGACAUCAGACCUCGCGCAGGAGCAUCCGAUACGGGGCGGAUCGAUGGUAUUCCAGGUCAUUAAACUGA